Molecule: messenger RNA, 4880 nt
Organism: Quercus lobata
Lineage: Eukaryota; Viridiplantae; Streptophyta; Magnoliopsida; Fagales; Fagaceae
Product: TMV resistance protein N-like
Exons: 8
Coding region: 238-3918 (1226 amino acids)
Biological process (GO): signal transduction; defense response
Molecular function (GO): ADP binding
Source: RefSeq, a predicted model, not a curated record
GAGAAAGAAAAAAAGAAAAAAAGCGCACCAACUCCGAAAUCUCCUUUAUUUUUGCUGUUUCACUUUUUCCUUCUCUCUCCUGCAAUUUCAUCCAGACGCUCUUCCCCCUUUAUCUUUGUUCUUCCUCCCUUUCUUUGCAAACCCAAUUCAAUAUCAAUCUUUUUAAUUUGGUGGUUUUUUUUUUUUUUUUACGGCCGAAGUGACUGAAACUUUUGGUCAUUGCUUCCAUCUUCUUCUAUGGCCACUCAAACAGCUUCCUCUUCCUCUUUUUUUCCGAAAUACGACGCGUUCCUUAGUUUUUGCGGUGUUGACACCCGCCAUAAUUUUACAGACCAUCUCUACGUUGGUUUGAAACAAAGAGGUAUUUUCACCUUCAGAGAUGAUAAGAAUCUUGAGCGGGGAAAGUAUAUUUCUCAAGAGCUCUUAAAAGCAAUAGAAGAGUCCAGAUUUGCAAUCGUCAUUCUCUCCGAAAACUACGUUUAUUCAAGGUGGUGCAUGAUUGAACUAGUAAAGAUUGUUGAACGCAAGAAAGAGGGGAAGUUGACAAUUGUGCCAGUCUUUUACGGUGUGGAUCCCUCUGAUGUACGGAAUUGUAGAUUUAAUUUUGAUGUACGGAACCAGAUGGGUACUAUUGUUAACAUAGAGGACGUGCAAGCAUGGAAAGCUGCUUUGAAAGUAGUCGGCAAUAUCGCCGGAUGGCAUAUACAAAAUGGGAGUGAAGCAAUCGUUGUUCAAGAAAUCUGUGGACAGAUAUUUUCAGAGCUUCAAUUCUCAUGUAAUAUAUCCAAGGAGCUUGUUGGAAUAGAAUCCCGUGUGAGUGAAAUGUUGAAUAACUUGAAUUUAUAUUUAGAUAAAAGUUCGGAUGGUGUUCUCUUUGUAGGAAUUUGUGGGAUGGGUGGAAUCGGUAAAACGACUCUUGCACUAGAAAUUUAUGAAAGAAUAUCAGGUAGCUUUGAAGCUAGCAGCUAUAUUGCUGAUGUAAGAGAAAAAACUAAAAAUCAACAUCUAGUUUCUUUACAAGAACAACUUCUUUCUAACAUCCUUAUGGGAAGUGAAAUAAAGAUAUGGAAUGUUCAUGAGGGGAAAAAAAUAAUAGGGAAUAGACUACGUGGUAAGAAGGUUCUUAUUGUUCUUGAUGAUGUUGAUGGAGAAAAACAAUUAGAAGCAUUAGCGGGGAACCAUAAUUGGUUUGGUCCAGGGAGUAGAAUCAUUGUAACAAGUAGAGAUAGCCAUUUGUUGAGAAGAUGUCGUGUGCAUUACAUAUAUGCAGCAAAGGGGUUGGAUAAAGAUGAAGCUUUGCAACUCUUUAGUUUGAGAGCUUUCAAGAAACCCCAUCCUGAAGAAAAUUAUGUGGAUUUUUCUAUGUGUUUUGUGAAUUACACUAAUGGCCUUCCUUUAGCUCUUAAAGUUUUAGGUUCUUUGUUGUUUAAAAAAAGCACAGAUGAAUGGAAAUGUGUCAUUGAUAAACUAAAGGCAGAACCUAAUAAAGAAAUUUUGGAUAUUCUUCAAAUAAGUUUUGAUGGGUUAAUGGAUACCGAAAAGGAAUUAUUUUUAGAUAUUGCAUGUUUUUUCAAAGGAGAGAACAAAGGUUGCAUAAGAGAUAUAUUACAAAGUUUUGGUUACCAUCCAGACUACAAUAUUGGUGUUCUUGAGGAUAAAUCUCUCAUAACAAUUAAUGAAAAUGGAACUUUGUUGAUGCAUGAUUUGCUACAAGAAAUGGGUCAAGCAAUAGUUCGUCGUGGAUCCCCAAAAGAGGCUGGUGGACGUACUAGGUUAUGGCUUUAUGAGGAUAUCCUUCAUGUAUUGAAGAAUAAUACUGGAACAGAGGUAGUUGAAGGCAUAAUCCUAAACAUACCUAUUCAAAAAGAGGAGCUUUUGGAUGCUGGAGUCUUCUCAAAGAUGAAAAAAAUGAGAUUGCUUAAAAUGGGUGAUAUGGGUAAAGUGAAACUUCCACAAGGCCUUGAUUAUCUUUCUAAUGAGUUACGCAUUAUAGAAUGGCAUGGAUAUCCUUUAAGUUCCAUGCCGGCCAAUUUCCAACCAAAAAAGCUUGUUGAAUUGAGAAUGCAUUGCAGCGGCAUCAAACGACUAUGGAAUGGAAUUAUGAAUUUAGAUGAGUUAAAACUCAUUGACUUGCGUAACUCUCAAAACUUGAUUGAGACCCCAAAUCUAAGUGGAGUCCCAAAGCUUAAGCAAUUGAUUCUUCAAGGUUGUACAGGACUGUCUAAGAUUCAUCCAUCUCUUGAAAAUCUCAAACAGCUUGUUCAAUUAGAUCUGAAUGGUUGCAAGAACCUUGAAAGCCUUCCACACAAGAUCAACUUGGAAUCUCUUGAGGUUUUUAUUCUUUCUGGAUGUUCAAAAUUGAAGAAGUUUCCAGAGGUUGUGGGAAAUAUGUCAUGUUUGUUUGAACUUUAUUUAAAUGAGACCGCUAUAAAAGAUCUACCAUUAUCAGUGGACCUUUUAACUGGCCUUAUUAAAUUGGAUCUAAGAAACUGCAAAAACCUUUCAAGUCUUCCGAAUGCUUGUUAUAGUUCAAUGUCUCUAAAAAUUCUCACUUUAUCUGGCUGCUCAAAGGUUGAUGCACUACCAGAGAACUUGGGGAAUCUCGAAGGCUUGGAGGAGUUAGAUGUGAGUGGAACUGCAAUAAAAUACCUACCUACAUCUCAUCUUAGAAAUCUCAGAGUACUGUCUCUUCGUGGAUGUAAAGGGCUAUCACCUAAACCUUCGAAUAAACUCUUCAGUUUUCUUUCAAUGCAACAGAGAAGAAGUCCAGAUCCCACUGUCAUGUUAGAGUUUUCUUUAUCAGGCUUAUGGUCUUUGACUGAACUAGAUCUAAGUUAUUGCAAUCUUCAAGCAAUUCCCAAUGCUCUUGACUGCUUGUUGUCUUUAUUGAAAUUAAAUCUAGAGGGAAAUAAUUUUGUUUCGCUUCCUAAAAGUAUGAUUCAAUUAUCUAAUCUACAAGAUCUAUUUCUGAGUUGUUGCACGAAUCUUCAAUCAUUGUGUGAGCUUCCAUUAAACAUUAAGUAUAUCGAUGCAACACAGUGUACCUCGCUAGAAACAUUAUCAUCAGAAUCAAAAUAUGAUUUUCAGCCAUCACUUCGGCUUUUCAAUUGCGUCAAAUUGAUUGAGAAUCAAGGCUACAGUAAUAUGUUACUAACAAUUCUAAGACGUCAUUUCAUUAACCAAAAGCAUUACUGUGGGCAAGAAAGAUUGGCACAUUAUAUUGACAUUCCUGGAGGUGAAAUUCCGAACUGGUUUUGCCACCGAAAUGUGGGAGCUUCAGUAAGUCUGCAAAUGCCUUCAGGUUAUUGUAACAAGUUGAUGGGAAUUGCUGCGUGUGUUGUUUUUGUACUCCGCCAACAUAAUCCAUUAGACCAACUUGAGUUUAAAGAUUGGGGACUUCAUAGAUUUACACAUGAGCUCUCAUGUUCCAUUGAAUCCAAAAAAAAUCAAAUUGACGUAGUGACCCAUGGUUUUUCUGAAAAAUUUGGUAAGAUUGAACCGCAUCACCUUUGGCUGCAAUAUUUUCCCUCUCAAUUCUUUAGAAAGGACUGGAAAGACGUGUUGAGUAACAGGUUUGCUAAUGGAUUCAGUGAUAUUGAGAUUAAAUUUAAAGCCUGGGGUCCAGGAUUGGAGGUUACAAAAUGCGGGGCCCAUUUGGUAUUCAAGCAAGACGUUGAAGAUCUCAAACAAACUAUUUUUGGGUCUAGCAGAAGCUGCAGCAUUACUCCUUAUGAGGAUGAUUUAGACGUUUCAGCCAGAGAUGCCAUAAUUAAGGAAAGCCAUGACAACUAUGAUGGGGAAGGGUCUGGACCUAGUGGAGAAGGUACCUCUAAUGAUGUAGACGCACCACACCAAAAGUGGAUACAGCAUCCAAAUGGGCCCAAUCUAAUUGAAAAUUGGAUUGGGAAUUUCAAUUAGUGCACACAGUGACAAGGUAACUCGGAUAAAGAGGCCAUGCAAUGCCAAUGGCAGAGAUGAUCAUCCUACUGCCAAUAGCACGGGGUUUGGUGCUACUACUACUACCACCACCGCUGUCUUUGGGUGUCUGGACUUUAUGCUGAUGAUGAUGACGGAGUGGAGCUGGGUUCAGCAACUCAAAAACUGAAAGAUUCCAGAAAGAUCACCAGAAAUACCAGUUGGAGCUAAGCCAGAAAGCUUUGGAGAGAAUAUAAUUGUAUAUUUGGGAAAAGGUUGUGGGAGGACCCACAUUGCUGUACUGUUUAUACACGAGCUGGGUCGCUUGAAAAGGAAGCCCCAAAAGAACAUAUGUGUCUUUUUUGUCCCUACAGUGGUUCUGUUUCUGCUGGGAGGAAUGAUGGGUGUAGUAGUUUUGGUGUCACUACAAAGAAAGUCAUUGGAUCCAUAGGAGGUUUCAAUAGUCAGCGACUAGCCAGGAUGGAUUGUGCAGAAACGUGGACUCCUGUCUUGUAAAAAAACAAGAUGGACAACAGAUUUGGCAAAUUCAAUCCACUGAUUGCACGACAGGACAUUCUCAUGGACUUGGCUAUGUGACAUUUAUAUAUCUUCUAAUUAAAUGAUCUGAUAUUCAUGCUGUCAGAAAGUGCUUGCAGCUCAAUAUACCCUUAGUGGAAGUACACUUGAGGUUAAAGUUGUUACCCCAAAGUAAAGUUCUGUUCCUAGCUUCCUAUGUUAAAAGAAUUGUUCUCUUUAUGUUGGUGGAUAUACAAUUUUUUGGAUUUACAGCUUUCUGUUCCCAUUUUCUUGUGAUUUAAUUGUAUAAAGGAAAAAAAGACUACAAAUAGACUGGCUAUAAAUUUGGAUGAUUAGGCAUGUCCGUAUUUACAGAUGAUGGAUUUGUUAUCUAUCUUUACUCCUUAGUCAUCAAAAUGAGAUUAAUAAUAUCUGUUUAAGUUUUGCCC